This is a messenger RNA of Rhagoletis pomonella (apple maggot), 2163 nucleotides long. RefSeq names its product putative leucine-rich repeat-containing protein DDB_G0290503. Gene Ontology annotation, cellular component: plasma membrane. The coding region runs from base 479 to 2152 and encodes 557 amino acids. The record is from RefSeq and is a predicted model, not a curated record. The transcript has 5 exons. Lineage: Eukaryota; Metazoa; Arthropoda; Insecta; Diptera; Tephritidae.
AUUUAAAAUUCAUUCGCUUGUCGAACCUCGUGCUGGAAAGUCAUCCGAGUUGGUGUCGUGGUGGUUGUUGUGAAAGCAAAGUGAACGCGUUGGCAGCUAGAUCCUACUAAGCAAAAGAUCUCAAGCUGUCCGCAAGAUAAUCUAAUUCUAAUGUAGAGUGCGGGUAUUUAAGUGCGCAGAUUUUUUUUUUUCAGUUGGAUUGAGCAACUUUUCGCUGUUAGAAAAUUAAAAGAAUCGCAAAGUUAAUUAGAAACUUAACUAAUAAAGCAGUGAAGUUAACAUUGAGAGUGACUCAAGUGAUUCGAUUUGAGUGAAUUUGAGUAAGGAUAUUAGAUUGGAGCAUUUGAAAUUCAGCAGAGUUGCAUCACAAAUAACACACACCGAGGAGGAGCAGCAAGCAGCAAGCAGCGCAUUCAGUUUGUACUUUAAAUUGCAAAUUUUCCAGUAGACGCGCCAACGCGCGGUUUCGUUCAUAGCCAUGCGUCGGCUGAUUGGUAUACUAUUUCUAUGUUUGAUUGGCUUUGGAUUAUUGGACACGACACGAGCUGAUAUAUCCCGAGAUGAUAUACGUGGAACCAUGCAGUCGCUCGUGUAUUCCUACAACCAGUUGGACAACAAAUUGGAACGGCACGAACAUCGUGAAAGGGCGCUUGGCGAAUUACUAAAGAAAGCUUUACAGAGUCUACAGAAAGGGCAAAAGAAUCUCGAACCACUUAAUGGUAUAUUUGGGCGUCUAGACGAGCGAGUCAGCCAAAUUGAAACAAUGUUGAUAACGCAAGAAGAAAAGUACAAUAUUCAAACUGAAAAGCUCGGCGAAACACUCGAGCACAUCUUCAAAUGGAUGCGAGAGAAUGAUGAAUGCUACAAACGACCACCAAUGCCGCUAGGUGGCCAAGCAAUCGCUCCAUCGCCGCCCAUCAUUCAAGCACCAGCAGUGUCGCCAGAGUUUAUUGCCGAACAGGAGAAAAUUAAUCGAAAUAUGCUCGAGCAUAUAGAAAAAUUAUCCUCGAAUGUCGAAAAACUGCUGGACGCCUCCAAGGAUAUGAUGGAGCAGACCGAGGUAGCAUUUAAGAGUGUACCAUCCACUGCAGAAAUGCUUACCAAAAUUGAAGACAAGCUGGUGAGCUAUAGUGUGAUAACGCCAGCGCCAGCGCCAGAGCCGGUGGAUAACUCCGAAUUCGAGAACAAAGUUUUUGGGAAAUUCGACGAGCUGGCAACUGGCAUACAAGAACUACGCGCGCAACCCAAGCCCCAUGAAGGACUGUCGGAGGCAGACAAAGAAUUAAUACAUGGACUGACGAACGAUACGCUCGCUGCGAUCGAAAAUGUGAAGACCAAUGUGCAGAGUGUGACAGAGCAAGCGCAAGCUGGCACAGCCGCACUCAUCAAGGAGACCGAGCAAAGUCUUGAGACUGGUGCUGCUAAAAUUUUGGAAGGCGUUACCGAGCAGGCCGACACGCUCGAGAAGUUCUACAACGAAAUGAACACUAGCUACAGCAAGUUGAACGAUGGCCUCGAGAUCUUCAGCAAAUUCAAUAACAUUCUGAUGGCCAACUCCGAAUACGUUUUAGACACGCAACGCAAGGUCGAAUUUGGCACCUUGCAGACAGUGCAAAAGAUCAACGAUCUGCUUGACAAACAACGAGAAGAGAUCGUCGAUUUGCUGAAGGCACGCUUCGACGCUGUUGACGAGAACGUAAUUGCUGGACAAAUCGAAACCAUGCAGAAUCUCAGUUCGACUAUCGAAAGCGAAAUCAGCCACGUCUGGCGGCAAAUUUCCAUUAUGAAUGCCGAGAUCAUCGACAACAAGGAUCUGCUUAGCCUAAUGCAGGGACGUAAUGAGGUGUUCGUGAACAGCACUUUCCUCAGCAUGGCUUCGAUGGGCAAUAAGGUGGAGGACAUUAAGGGACGCAUGUUGGAUAUGGAUACAAAUUUGAAUUAUCUGCUGGGCAAACUCUCUCUGAUGUCACAGGAAUUUGGAGCCAUUAAGCAAGGACUCGCCGAAUCGCUGGAACAGUUGCGUAACACCUUCCAUGUGAUGCAGGAGAAAAUACCUGCUGCGGGACCAGGACCGCAUAAUAUUGCAAAAAAUGAAUAUGAGACAGAGGUGAAUUUGUUGAAUAAGCGUCAUGGGGGGAGCGCAGAGCAAUAAGUAAUUAAAAA